This is a messenger RNA of Hordeum vulgare subsp. vulgare (domesticated barley), 1692 nucleotides long. Its product is annotated as methionyl-tRNA formyltransferase-like. Lineage: Eukaryota; Viridiplantae; Streptophyta; Magnoliopsida; Poales; Poaceae. Gene Ontology annotation, biological process: biosynthetic process; conversion of methionyl-tRNA to N-formyl-methionyl-tRNA. The record is from RefSeq and is a predicted model, not a curated record. Gene Ontology annotation, molecular function: methionyl-tRNA formyltransferase activity. The transcript is spliced from 9 exons. The coding region runs from base 176 to 1276 and encodes 366 amino acids.
GUGAGACAAAGGGAGUAGUAGAUCAUUGACCUCCUAUGGACUGCCGGCUCUGGUCUCUGGUGCAUACUCGCUCGCUGCGGAAGAACCUCAGUGAGAGCAUCAGGAAUUAGCGUCUCCGUCUCCUAUUCCUUCCACCCGAAAUCCUCCUCCUCCCAAAUUUCCAAUCCAAGGAAUCAUGCCACGCUGCUCCCAGCCGCUGCCGUGCCGCUUCUUCUGCUGCGCCGCCACAUCCGCCGCCGCCGGCACCAAGAAGAAGAACGUCGUCUUCCUGGGAUCUCCCCAGGUACCACCUUCCGCAAGCUCCCAAAAUAAGUUAUCUGCCUCGGUCCUGGAGACGUUGUUGUCCGCGUCCAGCUCCACCGACUCCGCAUUCCAGGUCGCUGCCGUCGUGACGCGGCCGCCGGCCACCAAGAACAGGGGGAGGAAGCCGAUGCCGUCGGCCGUCGCGCAGUUCGCGCUCGACCGAGGGUUCCCUGGCGACCUCAUCUUCACCCCCGAGCGCGCUGGGGAGGAGUCCUUUCUGUCUGACUUGAAGGAAGUGAGACCAGAACUUUGCAUCACUGCUGCUUACGGCAACGUUUUGCCACAGAGGUUUCUUGAUAUCCCACCAUGUGGUACCGUUAAUAUAUACCCAAGUUUGUUGCCUCUAUAUCGAGGUGCAGCUCCUGUGCAGCGGGCAUUACUGGAUGGCGUUGCAGAAACAGGUGUUUCCCUUGCAUAUACUGUCCGUGCCUUGGACGCAGGUCCAGUGAUUGCUUCCGAAAAGUUUCCUGUUGAUGACUGCAUCAAGGCACUAGAUCUGCUUGAUAUAUUAUUCAAUAUAGGAUCCAAGCUACUGCUGGAUGAACUACUAUCUGUUCUUGAUGGUUCAGCUAAGCAAAAGGCAAAGCCACAGGAUGACUCCAAAGCUACACUGGCGCCCAAGAUGAAUUUGGACGAGUCCUGGUUGACUUUUGACGAGGAAGCUAAAGUUCUACAUAACAAGGUGCGGGCAUUUGCAGGAUGGCCAAGAACCCGUGCAAAAUUGCAACUCAUGAACCAAAAUGGCGAACCCGAUGUUCUAGACAUUAAGGUUAUCAGUACAAAGGUUUCCACAUCCUGUAACAAAAUUGGAGAUGAAAACCAAAUACUAUUUUCGGGGAACUCACUGCUUGUUCCUUGCAGUGGGUCAACUUGGCUCGAGGUCAUGGAGCUUCAGCUACCUGGAAAGAAGGUAACUACUGCUCGCAACUUCUGGAAUGGUUUGCGUGGUCAGAAGCUGUUAAAAUCAACAUAGAGAGAAAUCUGCAUUCAUUUUGCAGCACAUGUGCAAAGGAUGCAAGUGCCAAGACACUUGACGCAUGCCAUGCUCGGUUUAGAACUUUAGAUACAUCUUGCAGGGUUAAAGGUUUGUUGACACUUGACACAUGUAUCCUUGGAGAAAUUUGCGGGGGAGGAUAUAGAUGGUCUCAAUUUUCGGGUUUGUAAAGAAAAUUAUUUCCAAAUUUUGUGCCACUCCCACUCUUUUUUUUUUUUUUUUUUUGACAAAUCAGGAGUACAUGUACUUGGGCCUGUUAGGUUUGUGACUAGUUUUGCCACACUUGUAAGGCGCACAAAUUCUUAGCCACGCUUUGGCUUGUCUAAGGGAGGUCUCGCUAGAACCGAACACACCUGACUUGAGGUGUGGCACGGAAUCAAAAAACCCAUUUUCCA